AUGAAGGCUGCAUCUGUUUCUCUGCUCCUUGGUGUGUGUGUGCUGCUGCUGUCUGCACUGACUGUUUCUGCAGUCUCUCUGUCUGUCAGUCCAAACCUUCAGCAGUUCUUCAGAGGAUCUUCAGUGUCUCUGAGCUGUGUUGAUGAUGGACAGACAGUUGAUGGAUGGACAGUGAAGCGGAGCAGAGAAGGACUCACUGAGGUCUGUGGAGAAGGUAAAGGGAUUGAGAGGGUUAAUGGUUCCUCCUGUGUUCUGGAUCUCUCCUUCUCCUCUAAUGGAAGUUACUUCUGUGAAAACUCUUCUGGACAGCAGAGCGAUGAAGUCUCCAUCAAUGUUUCAGAUGGUGCUCUGAUCCUGGAGAUCCCUGCACUUCCUGUGAGGACAGGAAGUGACAUCACCCUGCAUUGCAGGCAAAAGGAUGUUGACAAAGUUGUAGCUUAUUUCAGCUUUAAUGGAAGUGUUCUUGGAUCUGGUAAAUCAGAGCACACCAUCACUAACAUCCAGCAGUCUGAUGAAGGUCUCUACUCAUGUUCCACUGAUACAUUGGGAUCAUCUCCUCAGAGCUUUCUGAGGGUCAGAGCUCUUCCUCCUAAUGUACAGAGCACCACAGCCUGCACCUCUCCUGGUAUUUCUGCUCCUCCCUCUUCUCUUCCCUCCUUUCCCACAGCCUUCUCUGCUCUUUUCUCCUCCUCCAUCAUUCCAGCUGUAGCAGGUCUGGUUUCUGUGGUUCUUCUGGUUCUGGUUGGAGUUCUGUUCUUCUACAGGAAACUAAAAGGUCCUGCUGAGGUCACCUAUGGUCAGGUGGUCUUCAACAAUAAGAAGAAAGCUGGCAGGAGGACAGGUAACCAUGACAACCACUCCUGGAAAGAAACUGAGGACACACUCAGCCUGAUGGAGGAGCUUCACACCACCACGCUGAUCCACGCUCCUCCUAAACUCUGA
Molecule: messenger RNA, 942 nt
Organism: Archocentrus centrarchus (flier cichlid)
Lineage: Eukaryota; Metazoa; Chordata; Actinopteri; Cichliformes; Cichlidae
Exons: 7
Coding region: 1-942 (313 amino acids)
Biological process (GO): immune response; cell surface receptor signaling pathway
Cellular component (GO): external side of plasma membrane
Molecular function (GO): transmembrane signaling receptor activity
Source: RefSeq, a predicted model, not a curated record